Molecule: messenger RNA, 735 nt
Organism: Humulus lupulus (European hop)
Lineage: Eukaryota; Viridiplantae; Streptophyta; Magnoliopsida; Rosales; Cannabaceae
Product: DUF724 domain-containing protein 7-like
Exons: 3
Coding region: 1-735 (244 amino acids)
Source: RefSeq, a predicted model, not a curated record
AUGGUUUUGCAGUUAAAGGGGAAAAUUUGCCGAAAGUUGAUGGCAAUGCAGAAGAAGUUAAAUAUUCUGAUAUGUAAGGGGAGCCUCAUGGUGACGAGUUUGACAUUUCUGGAGGGUGAUCAAAAUCGUGACAGUAAAAUAGGGAAAAGGGGUGAACAAUCUGAAUUACAAGACCCAAACUCUCAAGGUAACAAUGAGGACAGAAACACUCCUUUCUUGAAAAGAUCAACAAUUUGGGAAUUAGUGGAAUCAUUGGAAGUGUUCCAAAAUAUGCCACAGAAGCCUCAUUUUCAUCCGUUGUUGUUGAACGAGGAAUCCGACGAAAUUGAACGUGAAGCAUCAGCUUUGGUUUAUAUGGUUAAGUUUGCCUUUUUGGUUGAGAAGAUUUUCAAUUCAGGAGAAGAUGGCAGUCUAGCUGAUGUUGAUUUCAUAAUCACACAAUUAACUGAAAUGGAGAAUAUGGGGUUUGCUGUGAAGCAAGUCAAGAAUAUUCUAAAUGAGUGGAGAAGGAAGAAAGUUGAGUUGGAAGAAGUGAAAGCUCAAAUCACAUUGCAUACUGAUAAAAAGGCUAAAAUUGAUGAGGAGCUGAAGAUAAUUGAAGAGAAACAAUCCUUGCUUAUGUCUGAAAGUGCUCAUCAAGCUUCCCAAGUGAGCAAGUUGAUUGCAGAAGCUGCCAUGAUCAAUAAAGCUAUAUCGGCUAUAAUGGAGAGUUCCAAAGACGACCAUUAUCAAUGA